AAGCGUAAAAUUAAUACUACGGGGGUGUCAGGCUUAAGUGACUUACAGAAAAAGCAGUUAGCUGCUCUGGUUGAGCAAAACGAAGCGAUUUGGAAAAUUAAUCACAAAGAUUACCGGCGGUCGGACAAAAAAUUAGUGAUGUGGAAAAAUAUUGCACAGGAAAUGAACUUAACAGUUGCAGAGUGCAAACAGGGAUGGAAAUCUUUAACGGACGGGAUGCGAUAUCACUCUCUAAAAAAGGCCAAAAAACUAAAAUCUGGAGAUCCAGCUAGUGUUGACGUUACAGAUGACGAAGAAGAAGACAGACAUGAUGAUGAUUGGAUUUUUUACGACUGCUUAAAAUUUCUUUCUUCUAACAAACCGAAACGAAGCACAUUAUCAUCCGAUGAUUUGCCUGUCGAUGACGAAUCCGUCGCCGGAAACGCCGCCGUCCGAAAUAAUUUUGAUUCGCAAGCGAAUGAUCAACAAGACGAGGAAACAACCAGUAUUUCCGAUAAUACCGAAAAGUCUGAUCAGGGAUCUAGUGGCCAAUUAUUGGUGGAAGAACAGUCAAGCUCAUCAAGUCAGCGUAACAAUUCGCCAAAAACUGUGGAAAAUCGCCCAAUCGCAUCAAAGAAAAAAUCGAACUAUAAUUAUAUGCUAGAGAAAAAAACUCCAUCUGCUACCAAUGCGGCUCAAGAAAAGCUGGUGACAGGAAUUACUGAGUUGAUCGCACUUCGAAAGCAGAAAGAGGAAGUCAAGAAGGAUUUAAAGAAUUUUGCAAUGUUUGCGAAUUUAGAUGCCAUGAUGGGCAAGCUACCGGAAGAAGUUGUCGAAGACCUGAAUAUGCAAUUUGUAACUUUGACUCAUACGGCAUUAAAAAAUCAACGACAACUUUUAAAUCAAAUUCUUUAA
Molecule: messenger RNA, 894 nt
Organism: Folsomia candida
Lineage: Eukaryota; Metazoa; Arthropoda; Collembola; Entomobryomorpha; Isotomidae
Exons: 4
Coding region: 139-894 (251 amino acids)
Source: RefSeq, a predicted model, not a curated record